AGCAACGGCUGUCGAAAACUCUUCAAAAACUUGUGCUGGGUUUUGCUUCUCUACUCCAACUGCCAUGGCUGCCGCUAUGAAAAUUGUGUUUGGACUCCUUACGUUUGUCACUGUCGGAAUGAUAAUAGGUGCUUUGUUCCAAUUGGCAUUUAUACGCAGAUUGGAAGAGUCAUAUGGAUCUGAGUUUCAACCUUCGAGGAGAGUGGGCAGAAGUCUAAAUGAUGGCUAUCUUCAGUUUCCCGGAGCUGCGAUAUUAUCUACAAAGCUAAGUUCUACCCAAGGUCAAGAUUGUAAGCCUCUCAGUGGCACAGCCCGCACAUGGGAGGGUAUUCCUCAUUGGACCAAUGACAAAGAAGCAGAAGUUUUACGACUUGGAUAUAUCAAACCAGAAGUGAUAAGCUGGUCACCUCGAAUAAUUGUGCUUCAUAACUUCUUGAGCAUGGAGGAAUGCGACUAUCUUAGAGCUAUUGCCUCUCCUCGCCUUCAGGUAUCCACUGUAGUGGACAUUAAGACAGGAAAGGGGAUCAAGAGUAAGGUACGUACCAGCUCUGGUAUGUUCUUGAGUCCUCAAGAGAAGAAGUUCCCAAUGAUACAGGCAAUUGAAAAACGUAUAUCUGUCUAUUCUCAAGUACCAAUAGAAAAUGGGGAACUGAUUCAAGUUUUGAGGUAUGAAAAGGAUCAGUAUUAUAAACCUCAUCAUGACUACUUCUCUGAUACUUUUAACUUGAAACGAGGUGGUCAGCGAGUGGCGACAAUUCUGAUGUAUCUGAGUGCCAAUGUUGAGGGUGGAGAAACUUAUUUCCCCAUGGCUGGCUCAGGUGAAUGUAGCUGUGGUGGAAAAGUGGUCAAGGGUAUGUCUGUAAAGCCAACUAAAGGAGACGCUGUACUUUUCUGGAGCAUGGGUCUGGAUGGCCAAUCAGAUCCAAAUAGCAUACAUGGAGGAUGUGAGGUGCUAGCAGGGGAGAAAUGGUCAGCCACAAAAUGGAUGAGGCAAAGAGCUACCUCUUGAAUUUUCUAGCUUAGCUCCUCUUAAGUUAUAUAAUUUUGGGGCUUUUACUUGGUUCAUGAGAUAGAUACGUAUAGUCAGAUAUCUCUGAGCCAUGAUGGACAUCAAGUUUGGCAUUCCAAAUAUGAUGAGCAUCAAGAGUAGUGUUAUACCGCCACAGUUUAGGUAGUAGCAGGAUUAAACAGAACAUCAUACUCAAUAUUCAUGAUAGAAACUGAAGAGUGCAUAUGAUCUUGGAGAGUAGUAAUGGGAUGAGGUGCAUCUUGUGAUGAAAUUCUGUUGCUAUGACGGGAUAGACAAAAAUGCAACUGCUUCUUGAUGGCAAAAUCUAGCUUAUGAAACCAUUUCUCGAAACCAUUGGUGGGACAUUUGACUUUGUUACAUUUCCUUCCAAAGACAACAAAUUUACAGAUUCUUUAAUAUUCAUCUGAGCGCUUUGGAACGUAAUGGCAAUUAAAGUGCGGAAUUAGUGUCC
Molecule: messenger RNA, 1481 nt
Organism: Fragaria vesca subsp. vesca
Lineage: Eukaryota; Viridiplantae; Streptophyta; Magnoliopsida; Rosales; Rosaceae
Product: putative prolyl 4-hydroxylase-like
Exons: 13
Coding region: 65-1009 (314 amino acids)
Biological process (GO): peptidyl-proline hydroxylation to 4-hydroxy-L-proline
Cellular component (GO): endoplasmic reticulum
Molecular function (GO): L-ascorbic acid binding; iron ion binding; procollagen-proline 4-dioxygenase activity
Source: RefSeq, a predicted model, not a curated record